AUGCCGUCCAGCAAUUCAUCCACAGAUUCCGAGCCCAACAAUAACGUUCCGGCGAUCGCAAAGUCGAAUAGUGUGAGCUCAGCCGACCACGAAGUCCUACAAGUCGCCCAGCGGAUAGUGGCACCGAUCAAGCAGCGAAAGAUCAGCCGCGCCGCUUCGGCAAGUCGGAUCCGACAUCGGCGGGGUAUUACCGGGCUGACCGGGAUGGGCAAGGGCGAGUCGUUCAAGGAGGCCAACAAGGAAGCCGUUCAACAUUCCUGGAGUGCUCUACUCGGUACUUCUGGAGAUAUGACAGUUGUUGGGCUGGGGAUCUAUCAGAAAAUCUUUGACGCAGCCCCGGAGAUGAAGGCCGUUUUCUCGGUACCGGAGCAUGUUCAUGAUCUACAGACGUUUACAAACUUCCAUCGAUCGGGCAAGCUGUUCGUGUCGGUGAUCGAUUUGUGUGUUCGGAGCAUCGACUCAUUGGACUCGGAUAUGGGGCCAAUUUUGAACAUUCCUGAUGACGAAAAGGGGGAGGACGCCACUGCCGGUUGGAAUUUCGUAAUACGAUACAUCUGCGGCAAACUCGGCGAAGGCUUCCAACUCGAACGAAUGCGGACGGCAAAUAUACGCCGAAAAAGCGUCUUA
This is a messenger RNA of Mesorhabditis spiculigera, 627 nucleotides long. Lineage: Eukaryota; Metazoa; Nematoda; Chromadorea; Rhabditida; Rhabditidae. The record is from the annotation of a GenBank genome assembly.